Molecule: messenger RNA, 1346 nt
Organism: Prosopis cineraria
Lineage: Eukaryota; Viridiplantae; Streptophyta; Magnoliopsida; Fabales; Fabaceae
Exons: 1
Coding region: 456-1346 (296 amino acids)
Biological process (GO): regulation of DNA-templated transcription; chloroplast organization
Cellular component (GO): chloroplast
Molecular function (GO): double-stranded DNA binding
Source: RefSeq, a predicted model, not a curated record
UUGAGAAAUUUGAAUGCGUCGCAAAUCCGAGGCCCUUCGCAUUGCAAUGCAAACUAACAUCUCGUUGCCACUCAAGCUUCAAGUCCAAUCUCUCUUUGAGGUAUGCCCAAUGCUUGAAUUAAGGUAGAUAUAUUCUCUUUCCUUCUGCCAUUUUCGGAGUUAUCAGGGUAUUUCUUGAGAAUGAGUUUGCAUUGUUGUAGAGCAAUGCAAUUAUAUUCUAUCAACAAUUUGUCGAGAUCCUUUCUCUCUCGGUUCUCUACUCUUGUUUCUUCCCUGACCCAAGCCUCAGCAGAACACAUUUCCAUCAUUGAUUACCUAAACACCAAUUUCAAAUUCUCUAAAUCUCAGUUCGACUACUCUCAAAACGACUAUCUCAGGUUAGGUGCCCUCCGCAUCCAAGGACAGCGGUAAAUUAUUUGAAACAGAUUGGACUUUCUGAAUCGCAGAUUCUGUCCAUGAUUGGUGUUCAACCCCAAAUAUUGUUCUUGCGUGUCGAUGAAACCCUGAAGCCGAAAAUUGAGUACCUUAAGCUGCUAGGGUUUCAGGGCUCUGAAUUGGCUAAGCUUCUGUCCAAGAAUCCAAUUUUUUUGAUGUUGAGUUUGAAUAAAACGUUGGUGCCCUCUGUGGGGGCUAUUAGGAAAAUAGUUAAUGUAGAGGAAGAUUUGAUUAAGUUGCUUCGCAGAGAUGGGAGUUGGAUAAUCAAAGACCACAGAAAGAUUUUGCGCAAUGCUUCUUUCUUCCAGAGUUGUGGGAUCGUUGGGUCUCAGCUUUCACAUUUAUGCGUACAACAUGCUCGCCUUUUUGUCAUGCGAGAGUCCGUGCUUCGAAGCUAUGUUUCACGGGCUGUAAACAUGGGUUUCUGCAUACACUCAAGAAUGUUGGUACAUGCGGUCCUGGCAAUUAGUGGCUUAAGCUUUGAUACGUUUAACAAAAAGUUGGAGUCAAUUCAGAGUUGCGGGUUUUCUAAACAAGAGACCAUGCAAAUGCUUAGAAAGGCUCCCUCGUUGCUUCAUCGAUCUGAGAAGAAUCUAAAAUUUGGAAUUCAAGCGUGCUUGGGUAAAAUUAUGCUGCCUAAGUCACUGCUUGUUAAGAACCCUGUGAUUUUGACGUUAAGCUUGGAGAAAAGGGUGAUUCCUCGAUGGAGGGUUUUGCAACUCCUAAUCUCAAAAGAGUUACAUAAGAAGAAUCCAAGUUUUCUUAAAGUGCUACUAUUGCCGGAGGGGAAAUUCUUGCAGGAGUAUAUUUUCAAGUUUAGCUAUGAUGUAGAGGCAUUAUUAGCAGCUUACAAGAGUCAGCAUAGAGGAAGGAAUGGGAGUUUCAAUUCUGAUGCCAUUUUUCUCAGUUAA